AUGUUUGCCCAUUAUUUUUCCUCGAUUUUUGACUUACCUGAAACCAACCAAUUGCAAGCUAUCAGUAAAAUAAAAAACACUUGUUCCGCUGGCAUCGACCAAGUCCCUUCUUUUCUGAUAAAAGACUGUUCAGCUGCCUUUCUUAAACCUUUGUGUUAUUUGUUUAACCUAAGCCUUAAUAAUUCUUGCUUCCCCAAUAUGUGGAAGAUCGCUAAAAUUGUACCAGUAUACAAAUCAGGAGAUAUAUCCGAUGUGCGCAGUUACCGCCCCAUUUCAAUUUUAUCCUGCUUCUCCAAAGUUUAUGAAAGAAGAUCAACUCAUACGAACUUAAUGUGUAUGUCCCAAAUAAUAUCCGAUACGCUAGAUCACAGUGGCCAGCUUGACGUUAUAUAUACGGAUCUGUCGAAAGCUUUCGACAAAAUUAAUCACCAAAUUUUGCUUUGUGUCCCGCAGGGCUCCAUACUCGGUCCACUUUGUUUCAUAAUUUACUUAAACGAUGUUGUGGAUAUCAUCCAGAACUCCCAAAUUCUUAUUUAUGCAGAUGACAUCAAAAUAUUUCAUAAAAUUGGCAACGUGGAUGACUGCUUAAUGCUCCAAAAUGACAUAAACAAACUAAAGGAUUGGUGUUUACUGAAUAAACUGCCAUUGAAUAUUGAUAAAUGCAAGGUUGUUUCCUUCACGCUGUCUUACAAUCCUUGUCAAUUUGAUUAUCAUAUUGAACAUGUCACUAACAUUGUAGGUAAGGCUGGUAAGAUGUUUGGGUUUAUUGUACGAAAUUGUAAAGGUUUUAAUAACGUGUUACCCUUAAUUCAACUUUUUAAUUCACUGGUGAGAUCUAGGUUAGAAUAUUGCUCCACGGCUUGGUUCCCAUAUUAUGAUUAUCAGAUAAGGCUGCUAGAGAACGUUCAAAGGAAAUUUUUAAAGUAUUUAUAUUUCAAGGAUGAAGGAGUGUGGCCAGUUAGAAAUUACCCACAUGUAGUAUUAUUAGAGCGAUACAAACUUAAUACAUUGCAGUGCAGAAGAGUUGUCAGCGCACUUAUUUUCUUGCAUAAACUUCUGAAUAAUAAAAUUGACUGUGUAACGCUUUAUUCCAGUACACCACGCACAAAUAUUGGUAGAAGAGCUCCAUUAUAUGUGAUCAGCAUGUAUACGAACAAAAUGGAGAGAAAUAGCGAUUGUGAUAUUUUCAGCUGCUCGAACAGAGAACUGAAAACUGCAAUCUGUGACAAGCUAAAUUUAUGA
Molecule: messenger RNA, 1242 nt
Organism: Zophobas morio
Lineage: Eukaryota; Metazoa; Arthropoda; Insecta; Coleoptera; Tenebrionidae
Exons: 6
Coding region: 1-1242 (413 amino acids)
Source: RefSeq, a predicted model, not a curated record